Clarias gariepinus (North African catfish) is the source of this 1255-nucleotide messenger RNA. It is a transcript of the gene mettl6, whose product is annotated as methyltransferase 6, methylcytidine. The record is from RefSeq and is a predicted model, not a curated record. Bases 246 to 1100 code for a protein of 284 amino acids. The transcript has 5 exons. NCBI's taxonomy places the organism in Eukaryota, Metazoa, Chordata, Actinopteri, Siluriformes, Clariidae.
ACCACGGGGAGCUAAGUGUGAUUUUGUGUGCACAGUUUUUAAUUCACAGAAAGCUGCGUUUGAUAGCUUUUUAAGUGUUUGAUUGCAUUGUAGCUGUGUAACCUGUUUUCGCGGACUGGUUUUAUAAGACUUUCAGCGAUAGGUCUACCUAGUGUGAUGUAAAGAUGUUAGAAUAAACAUCUAUUGCGUAAUUAAAGUCAGUGUAAGUCUGAAGCCAUAAAAAUUUCCUGUAACGCUAGAUUGUUAUGGAUCAGGUAAAUGAUGGAGGAGGUGGGUCGUCGCCCCCUGUGUUUCCUCAUCAGUCCACAGAGUCAUCCGAAAGGAUUUUGUCAGAAGAAGAAGUGGAGAAACUGAAGAAAGACCAGGUUUUGGUGUCAGAUUUUAAGCAGCAGAAAUUGGAGAUUGAUGCUCAAAAAAACUGGGACUUAUUUUACAAAAGGAAUACCACAAACUUUUUUAAAGACAGGCACUGGACAACAAGGGAAUUUGAGGAGCUUAAAGCUUGCAGAGAGUUUGAGUCCCAGAGGCUGGUGAUGCUGGAGGCUGGAUGUGGAGUUGGCAAUUGCAUCUUUCCUUUGUUGGAAGAAGACCUCAACAUCUUUAUCUACGCAUGUGACUUUUCACCACGAGCUGUACAGUUUGUAAAGGAAAACUCUCUGUAUUGUCCAGAGCGAUGUCUGGCAUUUCAGUGUGACCUGACUAAAGAUGACCUCCAUGCCACCAUUGCAGAAAACAGUCUGGAUGUUGCUACUCUGAUAUUUGUCCUCUCUGCUAUUCAUCCUGACAGAAUGCAUCAAGUACUGAAAAACAUUUAUCGGGUAUUAAAACCAGGAGGAAUCGUCUUAUUCAGGGACUAUGGCCUUUAUGAUCAUGCCAUGCUAAGGUUUAAAUCAGGAAGCAAGCUCGGGGAGAAUUUUUAUGUGAGACAGGAUGGCACACGUUCCUAUUUCUUCUCCCGAGAGUACUUGGCCAAGCUGUUUCAGCAGGCGGGGUUUCAGACACUCGUUAACGAAUAUGUUCUGAGAGAAACUGUAAACAAAAAGGAAGGACUGUGUGUUCAACGAGUAUUUCUCCAGAGUAAAUACCACAAACCUGAAUGACUGUCGUUUCUUCAGUGUUUUUUAUGAAGAAGUGCAUGUAAUGUGAUAGUUUUAUGAAUUGAAUCAUGUUUAAUACUUGAACUUGGAGCAAAUAAAUUACUUUUUUAUGGUCUUACUGUAUUAAUUAUAUUAAAGCACAUGUUAACAGAGGGAGA